Molecule: messenger RNA, 1779 nt
Organism: Micromonas commoda
Lineage: Eukaryota; Viridiplantae; Chlorophyta; Mamiellophyceae; Mamiellales; Mamiellaceae
Exons: 1
Coding region: 1-1779 (592 amino acids)
Biological process (GO): carotenoid biosynthetic process
Molecular function (GO): oxidoreductase activity
Source: RefSeq, a predicted model, not a curated record
AUGUUCGCCUCGGCGCCCGUCGCGCUCAAGGUCGCCGCCGCCAAGCCGAGCGGCGCGCGUGCUCGAUCGGCCCGCGUCGUCACCGUUCGCGGUUCCAUCGCCGAGGGCGCCGCGAAGACCUCCGCGGCGCAGGCUGGCGACCGCCAGAAGGCCGUCGUCGUGGGUGGCGGCGUCGGCGGCCUCGGCAUGGCGUCCCGCCUCGCGCACGCGGGCUACGACGUCACCAUCCUGGAGAAGAACGAGGACACCGGCGGCCGCGCCAGGUCCGAGUUCUUCGGCCCCGACGCCGACGCCUCGGGAUGGCGAUUCGACACCGGCCCGUCGCUCAUGCUCCUCCCGGACAGGUACCGCGAGCAGUUCACCGCGGUGGGCAAGAAGCUCGAGGACUACAUGGACAUCGAGCGCGUCGACCCGGCGUACCGCGCGCACUUCGGCGAUCACACCACCCUCGACCUCCUCUACGACACCGAGAAGAUGCGCAAGCAGCUCGACGACGUGGAGUUCGGAGCCGGCGGUCGAUACAUCGACUGGCUCGGCCGCGCGCGCGCCUCCCUCGACUACGGCGUCGCCGCGUUCAUCGAGAGGGACGCCAACUCCAUCCUGGACUUCGUCGACCUCUCCCGCGUCGGCCCGCUCGCGUUGGCGGUGAACCCCCUCGACCUCCUCCUCCCCCAGUUUAACCAGAUGGCCAAGUACUUCAAGGACCCGAGGCUCCGCGCGCUCUUCUCCUACCAGGAGCUGUACGUGGGCCUCUCCCCGUACAACGCCCCAGGGGUCUUCUCGCUCCUCGCCGCCACCGAGCUCACCGACGGCGUGUGGUAUCCGAAAGGUGGCUUCGACAAAGUUCGCGGGUCGCUGAAACAGCUGUGCGACGAGGAGGGCGUCGAGAUUAGAACGGGCGCCGCAGUGGACGCCAUCCUCACCGAGCCCCUUGGCGAGGGUCCCAGCCAGAUCGCCGGGAGCAAGGCGACGCAGGUCGUGCGGGGGGUGCGACUGGCGAACGGCGACGUGAUCGAGGCGGACGUGGUGGUGGCCAACCCGGACCUUCCGUGCGUGUGGGACCAGAUGAUCGAUAAAGAGACGUUUCCGGAGGCGAAGAAGGAGGCUGAGCGAUGGGAGGAUGCCGAGUACUCGUGCUCGGUGAUCGAGUUCAACUGGUGCCUCGACACGCAGAUCGAGAAGCUCCUCCACCACAACGUGUUCCUCUCGGGCGACUACGAGGGAAGCUGGGUCAGGCCCUGCGUAGUGUCCGACUUUGACGCUCCCAAGCAGCACAACUUUUACUGCCACAACCCCGUGUACACGGACCCGACGUGCGCGCCCGCGGGUGGGUCGUCCGUCAUGAUCCUCCUGCCCGUCGCCAACAUCAACGAGCAGGCGAGGAUGUGCAAGAAACGCGGUUUGCCCGUCCCCACCGAGGAGGAGAUGGUGAACGCGGGGAGGGAGGCUAUCCUGCGCAGGUUCGAGGAAGCCGGCCACGGCGAUUUGCGCAAACACAUCAAGCACGAGAGCGUCACCACCCCGUCGCAGUGGCGGGAACGGUUCAACAUCAAGCACGGAGCGGUGUUCGGGCUGUCGCACGGCCUGACGCAGCUGGCGGCGUUCAGGCCGCCGGUGAGGACGGGCAUCGGCGCGCUCGACUCGCCCGAGUGCGACGGGCUGCACUUUGUCGGGGCGUCUACUCGACCGGGGAACGGCGUGCCGCUCGUGCUCAUGGGGGUCAAGGUGGUGUUCGACGCCAUCAUGAAGCAGCACGGCGCCGGGGUGAAGGCGCGCUAG